AUGGGCGGCGAGACCUCAGGAGAAAAUCAAGGAGAAGAAGCUGAGAAGGUCAAGCCCUACCCAUAUCGUGGAAUGAUCACCAGGAAGAAAGACGCCAUGAUCGAUGUGGCCAGUCUAUUUAAAGUCGUGGAAGUCAAGGUGCCACUCUUGACGGCAUUAAAGAUGCCCCCAAUCAGCAAAUUUAUAAAGUACUACCUGGCGGAGAAGGUCAAUGAAGAAGGGAGAAUGAUUACAGAUGAAAAUGUCUCUGUAGUGAUCAAGCAUAGUGACCUCCCAUCAAAGAAGACCGACCCAAGGAUGUUCACACUCCUAAUUUCGAUCGGAGAUAUUCUAGUGGAGCACGCAAUGUGCGAUUUAGGGGCAUCCAUCAAUGUUCUGUCGUAUGCUAUCUACAAAAAGCUGGGAGAGGCCAACCUCGUCGAUGUACGACUGGCCAACAAAUUUUGCAUUCACCCGGAGGGGAUUCUUGAAGAUGUAAUAGUGAAGGUGAACAACUUUCUGUACCCAGCCGACUUCUUCGUCAUCAAGAUGACAGAGCCAGCAGCGAAGGAGUCCAGCAGAGUUCUACCGGGAAGACUGUUCAUGUCUACGGCAAGUACUAUAAUAGACGUCCGUAAUGGGACGAUCAGUUUGGAUUUCAAUGGAGAGCAAUUCACGUUCAACAUUGACGAUGAAGGGGUUGUAUACUUAACCCUAACAGAAGAAGCAAUGAAGAGGCCAGCAGAUAGUGAAAACAUGUAUUCAAUGGAUGUGACUGAGCCGCUGGUACAGGAGUAUCUGGAGGAGGAGUUCCUACAAAGGCAGUUCACAAACUCCGCCGCGGACGAGGAAGUUGAGAAGGAAAUCACAGACUGGUAUGAGGCAAUCAACGUGGGAAAGAUGGAUGAUCAAGCCAUCGCGAAAGCGGUGAUGCACUUCUGCGAGCGACCGCGACCAGCUGGGUCAAGCAAGAUCGCUCAAGUGUCUAGCCUCGAGAAGCUGCCUGAUCAAGGCGGUCAGCUGAGAAAAGAAACGGAAGAAAACCCCCUGCCUACUGAAUACGCCUACCUGGGGGAGAAUGAGACACUGCCAAUUAUCAUCAACAGCCAGCUGACCCAGGGGCAGGAAGACAAAUUGCUAGAAGUACUGAGGUGCAAUCAGAAGGCCAUAUGGUGGAAGUUGACAGAUCUGGUAGGCAUCAACCCAGAUUUAUGCAUGCACAAUAUCAGAUUGGAAGAAAGAGCUAAACCCCAUCGUGACCAGCAGCGUAAACUCAACCCCAACAUGAGGGAAGAGGUACUCAAGGAGAUAGUCAAGCUGGUCUACAUAGGAAUCAUCUACUCCAUCCCGGAUAGCAACUGGGUCAGUCCAGUACAUAUGGUGCCAAAGAAGGGCGGAAUCCAAGUUGUAAAGAACGAGAAGAAUGAGCUGAUUCCGACACGGCCAGUCACUGGGUGGAGGAUGUGUAUUGAUUACAGGAAGCUGAAUGCGGCCACAAAGAAAGAUCAUUUCCCGUUUUCAUUCAUUGACCAGAUGUUUGAGAAGUUAGCCAGGAAACAAUACUUCAGUUUCCUCAAUGGGUACAGUGGCUAUUUCCAGAUCGCGGUGAAUCCAGAGGACCAAGAGAAGACCACUUUCACCUGCCCUUUUGGCACCUACGCCUACAGAAGAAUGUCAUUUGGCCUCUGCAAUGCCCCAGGCACCUUCCAAAGAUGCAUGAUGAGCAUCUUCUCUGUUUUGUUGGAGGAUUGGCUACAUGGCCUAAACAGAGUGCUGGAGAGGUUCCGGGAGAAAGACUUUGUGUUAAACUUUGAGAAAUGCCAUUUCAUGGUUACCGAAGGCAUUGUCCUGGGCCACGUCGUGUCAAGCAGAGGGAUCGAAGUGGAUCAAGCCAAGGUGGCAGCGAUCAAAUACCUCCUGGCUAAGAAAGAGUCAAAGCUGCGCUUGAUCAGGUGGGUACUCCUGCUACAAGAGUUUGACUGGGAGGCAGUCGACAAGAAGGGCAGUGUGAAUAGAGUGGCUGAUCAUUUAAGCCGAAUCAUACAAGAAGACAAUGGAGAAGCCAUUUCUGACGCCUUCCCUGAAGAGCACUUGUACCUGAUCAAGUCAACGUCCAGUCUGCAGUCUAUUAACCAAGUUGAGAGGAUAAAUCAAAUUGAGCAAAGGAGAGAGAUCCACAGGCAGAUGGAGCCAUGGUUCGCUGACAUGGCCAACUAUCUGGUGACGGGCGAGCUGCCCAGAAACUCAAGUGCGACUCCCGCUAUUUCUACUGGGACGAUCCUUAUAUGUGGAAGAUGGGAGCUGAUCAAGUCAUCCGACCCUGCAUACCAGAUUGGGAACAAGAGGACGUAUUGGUCCACUGCCACACGCUAG
This is a messenger RNA of Salvia splendens (bonfire salvia), 2352 nucleotides long. RefSeq lists its product as uncharacterized. The coding region runs from base 1 to 2352 and encodes 783 amino acids. Lineage: Eukaryota; Viridiplantae; Streptophyta; Magnoliopsida; Lamiales; Lamiaceae. The record is from RefSeq and is a predicted model, not a curated record. The transcript is spliced from 5 exons.